GUUGAAAUACUGAUGGGAGAUUUAAAGUUCUCACGGCCAUGACUGUUAAAAGUAAUAUCAUCUGAAAUGUGACUUCGUGCAAUGGGCUGACAGUUUACCGACGUUUCGGAGGAACGUACAGCCUCCAUAUUCAGGCAAGCAACAAAAACGAAAACUGCUAUGCUUCCUAUUUGAGUGGCUUACUCGUCGUCAAUGAGGUCAAUGAAGAUGAUGAAGAUAGAGGCAGAACGUUACUCUAACAGCUCUAACAUAUGUGUACUGUUACCAGUAUUCACGGUGUCAUACAUCUAAUGAUCCACUGGAAAUUAUACAUGUUGGCAAGUCGUACAUGUUGGUAAUGCCGUUCACAACUGGCGCCACGGUGUGAUAGCAGGCCUGUCCACCUUGGACGUAUAAUUUUGUUGUUUAGUAUCUCCCUGUAUCAUUUCAAUAGUUCUCCUCAAAAUUUUAUUGUUACGAAUCAUCUUAAAGGAAGAGUGUGCAUAGUCACUAAUAAAAGAGGCUGGUAUAAUGACAAGGUCAAAAAUCGAGUUGGGAGAUGUAACUCCACAUAAUAUAAAGCAGCUCAAACGUCUUAAUCGGGUUGUAUUCCCAGUCUCCUACAAUGAUAAAUUCUACAAAGAUGUUUUGGAAGCUGGGGAGUUAGCUAAAUUGGCGUACUAUAAUGACAUUGUAGUGGGAGCUGUGUGCUGUAGGAUUGACACUUCAGAAAACUCGAGACGCCUGUAUAUAAUGACUUUAGGAUGCCUGUACCCAUAUCGAAGGCUUGGCAUUGGCUCAAAGAUGGUGGAACAUGUCCUAAAGUAUGUUCAUACUGAUGGUAACUUCGAUAGCAUUUUCCUGCAUGUCCAGGUGAACAAUGAGGGAGCAAUAGACUUCUACAAAAAAUUCGGCUUUGAAAUUGUAGACACUAAGGUACACUAUUAUAAGAGGAUUGAACCAGCUGAUGCACAUGUGUUGCAGAAGACUCUUCGGCCUAAAAUAUCAAACGGUGAAAUAAAGAUUGGUGAAGAAAAAAAAAACAAUGAGAAAUAAUGAAAAAUUAAAGAUGAAGCUUUAAAUUAUUGUACAGACUCUUAUAAAGUUCAUUGCUAUUGAUAAGUGAGUGUAAUCCUAUUGCUUUCAUUCACUCUGGUUCCAUUAAUGACAAAAUAUGACACACCAAAUUAUAACAGUACAGGAAUAUAAAUUUUUCUUCUGUUAUAUCAUUUCACUUAUUUAUGUGCACAAAUGGUUUUAAUAUGGACUUCAUUUCCGUUUUAUGAUAUUUAUAAUACUUAGAAUAAUGUAAGAUGCUCCUGGCUAAGUAGAUUUUGUAAUUAAUGGAAAUAGAUAUAUUGCAAUUUUCAAUAUUGUUUUCAUGAAUCCUUAUGAAUACAUCUAUCCUGAACAUUUGGGGUUAUUUAUUUCUUUGUUAUCAGAGUAAGAAUUAUUGAGAAACUAUGAGCACCAAAAUAAAUGUAAGACUGUCAUAAAUUUGGUUUAAGUGAAUUUGUUUCAGGUUUACUGAGAAGGCACAAGUUUCAUCUUUAUUAAUGUGCCCUAUGAAACUUAUUUUCUAACCCUCCAGUUCACAAUUAACCUUUGUACUUGUGGUGAACAGACUGAUAGGCUGUAGAACACUGUGGGUCACAGGUAUUCAGAAGUGUAAUUGAAGAAGCAACAAAGGUGGCCUAGUCAUACUCAAGACCAUUUCUGAAACUUAUGGGGGCAGUCAUAAAGGUGCACUUUGUUGUUGUGCUCAUAGACUGUUGGUGAAUUACAGUGUCACAUUUUCAUAAAUGUUUACAUGUUUCGACCUUACGAGGUCAUCAAAUAUACUGUUACAUAAUUCCUGCAUCAUAUUGCUUUUCCUAGUUAAUUGUUCAAAAUCUUGGUUAAAAUUAGUUCCAGUUAUUGUUGAAUAUUGUUAAAAUUAGUUAAAAAUAUUCCUUUUUAAAUUGAUAUUGUGUGCAGUCUUGUUAUGGUAUAAAGUGGUUGUGUUGUGUGUGUGUGAGAGAGAGAGAGAUAUUAAGUAUGACAUGGACUGUAUGAAUUCUUUGGAAGGUGGUUAAAUCAUUCACCAGUGCAACAGGAUGCUAAAAUAUAAACAGAAAAGUUCAUUUGAAAUUGAAAUGUAUGAGGAACCAACGUUCCUGUUACAAAUGUAUCUUUAUGUAUAUACAGAACUUCAGUUUUCGUUAAAGUCUUGAAAGAA
Molecule: messenger RNA, 2197 nt
Organism: Cryptotermes secundus
Lineage: Eukaryota; Metazoa; Arthropoda; Insecta; Blattodea; Kalotermitidae
Gene: san
Product: probable N-acetyltransferase san
Exons: 4
Coding region: 511-1035 (174 amino acids)
Biological process (GO): mitotic sister chromatid cohesion
Cellular component (GO): NatA complex
Molecular function (GO): acyltransferase activity, transferring groups other than amino-acyl groups
Source: RefSeq, a predicted model, not a curated record